GUUAUAAAUUGUGUACUCAAAGAAGGAGUUCUCGGGACCUAGAUCUUGCCAGGGUAAAAAGUGGAAAAUUCUAAAAACAGGUGUCCUCUAGUGAUGUGUGAGGUGUAUCCAGAAUAAUGUCAGUUGAGCCACCCCUGGUAACAGGGAUCUCCCCCAAGGAGGGGCCCCCAGGGACCAGGGUGACCAUCAGGGGGGAAAACCUGGGGGCUGAGCCCAAGGAUUUGAUUGGUCUCAAAAUCUGUGGUGUAGACUGCUACCUCUCAGCAGAAUGGAAAUCCCCCAACAAGAUCAUUGCCAGGACGGGGCCGGGGAAGGGCAAGGGGGACAUUGUGGUGACCACUAAGUCUGCAGGCACAGGCACCUGUACUGUAGGCUUCAGGGGAUACUUUGUUCAGACUGGUCCCUUACAGGAGUCUGCCAUCUGGAUAGAUGAAUCUCAGACGUUGGAUCGCCUGGGGCGUGGCAGGGCUUCCUCUCCCGUGGUCAGCCGAGACUUUGAGAACCCCCUGGGGUUGUCUGAUGAGGGCAACCAGGGAAAGUAUGCAGAGGAUAUCUUGCUGGAAAUAUUCCCUGAAGGUUCUGGGGACACUAAACUGGAAAACUUUGAUUCUGCCUGGUUCCUGCUGGAAAACCACCACGGUGCAGGGUUUGAUGACUUAAAGGCAGGACUACAGUAUCUGAAGAGGAACAGUGGCCGCCAGAAGGAGGGGCCACUGGCAUUUGUCAAGACAAACCUGUCCACAUUCAUGGACUGUCAGGAAACCAUGAGAACCAUGCAUGAGGAGUUGAUACGUGACAUACAGGCCAAUGAUGGCAGCAGUAUCACAUACCAACUGGAAAACUUACUACGCGAUGCCAACAAGACGGCCGACAGUUUGUUUCAAGAUGUCCUGGGGAGGAAGGACAGGGCAGACAGCACCAGAAAUGCUCUCAGCGUCCUCCAGAGGUUCAAGUUUCUCUUCAAUCUGCCAUGCAACAUGGAGAAAAAUAUUAAAAAGGGAGAUUAUGACAUGGUCAUCAAUGACUACGGGAGAGUGAGGUCACUCUUUAAGGACACAGAUAUUGCUGUCUUUAAAAAAGUUUAUGAAGAAGUGGAGCGGCGUGUAGCUGACUUCAGGGAGAUGUUGCAUAAAAAACUUCUGGAGCUUCCUUCCACCUUGGAUGAGCAGAAGAAACUGGUCAGGUAUCUUGUAGAGCUGGAGAGUGCAGGUGACCCGGCCUGGGAGUGUCUUAGCAACCAGCAACAGUGGCUGCUCCAGCUGCUGACCGACUGUAAGACUGGACACAUGGACACAGGUGAUAAGUCAUUCAUGCUGCCCCAGGUGGAGACUGAGGCCCCACCCACCCCCUCUCAGAGGAUAGCAGUGCCAGGGUUCAGUCUUACUUCAGGAUUUAAAACAGGGAAGAACCAUAGUUUCAGCUCAACGCAGUCUCCAGAACAAGCAGGAUGGAAGUUUAAAACUCCACAGAGGGUGCUCUUUGUUGAAGAAUUAACAGACAUUCUAACAGAAAGUUUCCCUGACUUUUGGAAGCUGGGCCAGGCUUACUUCAGUGGAAACCUCAUCCUGAGAGAGACUGAGCGAAUCCAAAAGAUUGACACUUCAAAGCAUGUGGAGUUUAAGAAAAUGGCUUCUGAUGUUAUCCAGCUUUUCUCCAAUUUGAUGAGAGCUGCAUUUUUACCUGAGUCCUUGGAAAACAUUGAUCCAGCUUUGCGCAAAACCUUUGGAGAAUGGUCUGAAAGUAAACAUGAUACUCGGGGCGCCUGGCUGCCACACUGUGUGAGAUAUAUCAGGUCAUGUGUUGGUGCUCUCUCUAACUUAGACUUACCAGAAGAAUGUCUAAACAUCUGCCAAGAGCUGGCCUUUGACAUGAGAACACACUGCAUGGUGACACUGCUCAAACAAGCUAUUCAAGACAUGAAGAACCUCCACCAGAGGGAGUCCUGGAAUGUGGAUACAGAUGAUGUGUGUGGUGGCAUCACUCAGCUGCCCCUAUUAUUUGAGAAUAUAGUCAAUGAAACAAUCCAGCACCUCCAUGAGGUAGUCAUGAAGCUGAAGCCAGGAGAGACCAAUCUGUUUGAUCAACGAGAUGUUCAAAUUGAGGCCACAGCGCUGUGUACACAACUUGUGAAAGAAUUCUCAAAUUGCAUCGAGAAGUUGGCCUUCAAAGGAGACACACUAAAGCCAAAGAAGCAAACACAGAGUAGCAGUGUAUCUGCAGAAGAAGAAACACAAGAAGAGAAAGUUCCAGCUUAUGACAAGAGACUUCUGAUAAUGUUGAGCAACUGCAAUCACACCAUCCAGAGAGCCAUUCCUAGAAUUACUGAGAAUAUGGACAAACAUCAGUAUCCUGAGACUGAGAAGAUUGCUCAGGAGGCCAUAUCUGCAUUCCAAGAGGUGGACGAGAAGCUGUUUGAAGCCUAUGUGGAAGAAAAGUCCAACCCUAUUAUUGGAGCACUGGAACAGAACAUGUAUGCUGGGAGGUUUAACUGGGAUGAGUGUCUGAAACCAGUGGGUGUGAGAAGUUACCUGAAGGAGGCUUUAAUGGGGCUGAUCAGAGUUCACGCUGAGGUAUUUGCCAUAUCUCCAGUAUUGGUCACUAGAAUACUGACCAGGGUCAUUGUGGCGGUCAGUGAGGAGGUGGCCAGACUUAUUUUAUGUGUGGAAACAUUUAAUCUUAAUGGUGCUUUACAGGCUCGUCUUGAGCUGAUUACCCUACAGGAUGCUGUUGCCUUGUACGCCACCGACGAGUCCAGUGAGGCUGUCCAGGAGGCCCUAGACUACCUCCCUGAACUGAAGUCUGAGGACAAGAGGUUCCUAGAAGAUUUGAUCAACAAUUUUAAGACCAGGAUGAAGUUCCAGCUGAUGUGUUUCAAGAGUGACCCAGUGCUGAGGGGACCUGCCGCUUAGUCUGCUCUACUACGCAGAAAUGACAAUAGAAACAAAAGGGACCUUGACAAACAAAAAGGCAACUUCUGCUCUUACUGUAUGUGUGGAAUUCACUGGAAUUCAGUGUUCAGUUCUGAGGGGACCCCCCGCAUAGUCUGCUCUUCUACACCGUGAUCACCUGUUUGAAGCUAGGAGGAAUUUGCCAAACACAAAGACAACUUGCUUGACUCUUGCUAUAUGUAUAGAAUUCACUGGCUUAAGCAUGCCAUAAAUAAUAGUACUAACAUAUAAUUAAUAAAUUUUUUGUAAUAUGCAGGUAAGUGUUAUCUGCUAGAGGCCUUGAAUCCCCAGAAGAAACUUAUUGUUAUUAUUAUUCACUGGAUUAUCUGUAAGAAUUUGAAAUAUCAUCCAAUUCAAUGACUCAAAACUCCAAGAUUAAAUUUUGAAUCUGUGGACUGGCAUGCAAUGCAUUUUUUUUUUUCACGUUUGCAAUAGUGCCAUGGUGCAGUAUAUCAACUAUCGUACUUUAUUCAUUUGCUUCAAUGAACAAAUGUGUAUUGAAACAGUUUGUCAUUGUCGUAAAAUUGCCUUUCCUGCUGCUGCAUGUACAUUUCAAUGUAAAUUCUUAAACAUUUUCAAAACAAACUCAUUAAAUACAGAUGUCAUGAUACUGAUAUGGUGCGUGCAAUGUAACAGGACGUGACAAAGAAAUUGUGCUGCUUUCUUAUGUUGAUUGUUUAACUUAUAGUGAAUAAUAAAUGUAUGGAAAGAUGGU
This is a messenger RNA of Lingula anatina, 3663 nucleotides long. Its product is annotated as exocyst complex component 2. NCBI's taxonomy places the organism in Eukaryota, Metazoa, Brachiopoda, Lingulata, Lingulida, Lingulidae. Gene Ontology annotation, biological process: Golgi to plasma membrane transport; exocytosis. Gene Ontology annotation, cellular component: exocyst. The record is from RefSeq and is a predicted model, not a curated record.